ACACACACACACACGCACACACACACUGAAGCAAGUUACCCCGCUGCCCCAUACAUACACAUCCGCAUUGAUGCUAGCUCUCCCACACACACACAAGGAAAGAAAGGAAGAAGGAGAAAGAAAUAAAUAGAGAAGGGAAGAGAGAGAGAGAGAAAGGGAGAGAAGAAGUGAGAAAAUUGUUCAACAGCCACAAAACUUUAUGAGUGAGGGAAGAAGGAUGUUGUUGGUUACAUAGAGUUUGUAGUGAGCCACGGCUGACAUACCCAGUCAUGACUUAUACCCAACACAACCCAAAUUACUCUUGUCUUUACUAUUAUUGCGGGUUUGCAAAACCAAGUUACACAUGUUAAAAUGACAAGAAUGCCUUCAAAUAACUUAAACAAGUAUCUAUUUUUAUAUAUUACAUUAUGUAUAGCUGUUGUCUGUGUCCAGUGUCGGGAAACUGCAGAUGAAGACAUCGUUAAGAAAGGACGCGAUGUCAUCAAUAAUUUAUACCGACGUUUUCCAGGAAAAGAAGUUGACCUUGUCUUUAUACUUGACCGAUCAGCCAGUAUUCCCCCACAAGGCUGGAGUUCUAUGAUAACAUUUAUCCGUUCCAUUCUUGAACAUUUCUCAGUGACUGGAGAACAUACAAGAGUUGCUGUUAUAACAUAUGGUUCCCAUGUUAGUUUGGAAAUUAAUGAUUUAAAUGAGAAACACACAACAAAAUGUUCUUUAAUGAAACAAAUAAAACAAAGACUAGAAAAGAAAGUAAUGGCAGGUUAUACUGCCACCUAUGAUGCUUUGAAAAGAGCACAAAGCAUUCUUUUAAACUCAAGGCGAAAUGCCAAAAAGGCUGUUUUUGUCUUAACUGAUGGAAAAUCAAAUGUUGGCCCAAAUCCUGUGCGAGCUUCACUGGAAAUCCGUUCCCUUCGUUGGAAUAGCAAGUGGAAUUCUACAGCCCAUGGUCCUCAAGUUGAAAUUUAUGCAUUUGGCAUCAAAGAUGCUAACUUACCUGAGUUGGAAUACAUUGCUUCACAACUGAAGAACCAUACAUUCUUCAUUCCUGAUUUUUCGACCUUCUCACUUCUUGCCAGACAGCUUCAUAAUGGCAGCCAGAAAGAAAUCUGGGAAGUUGCAAACAGGAAUUUCUGUAGCGAAAAAUGUUCUAAGAAUGCUGUGUGUUCGUGUGGAACAAGGGUUGGUCAAUACCAGUGCAUCUGUAAUGCUGGAUAUGAAGGUGAUGGUAUCACAUGUAAAUUGUGUCCAAAAGGAUUCUUCAAAAAAUCAUUAAGUCCUGGAAAAUGUCAACCAUGUCCUCACAAUUCCACUACCUUCAAAGAAGGUGCUGAAAUUAUUACAGAAUGUAUUUGUCAUCCAGCAUACUACCGAGAAAGUCCAAAUGAUAUCUGCAAAUUACAUUAUUGUGAGAAACUGGAAGAUAUCAAACAUGGCUACAGUUUUCAUGUUGAGGGAGCCAUAAAAGAUGAAGUACCAAACACAAAUAUUACUUGUAAAAACACUCCUAAAGAUUCCUGCCAUUAUCAGUGUGAUGUUGGUUACAGACUAGAUUCUAAUCCAGUGUUAAUAUGUGAACCCAAUGGAACUUGGUCCGGUACAGUUCCAAAAUGUAGAGUUGUUGAUUGUAAAACAUUGACUGAAAUUGGUGAAGAUGUUGAAAAUGGAAACAUUGAAUAUCCCAACAAGACCACUACAUAUGGCUCGUAUGUAAAGGUAAGCUGCCGAUCUGGUUGGCAAGCAUUUGGAGACAAAAUACGAAAGUGUAACAACCAUGGUGUAUGGUCUGGCACUCGUACCUGGUGUGUUGAAGCAAAAUGUAAGCCUUUAUCGUCUAUUAAUGGAGGUUCACUUAAACCUCAUGACUGUUCCAAAAGAAAUAGCAACCCAGGAGCAAUAUGCAGAUAUACGUGUAAAAGGGGAUACAAAUUAAUUGGACCUUCUCAGAGGAAAUGUGGUAAUCAUGGAGAAUGGAAUGACACCAAAGAAACUGAAUGCAUUGAUGUUGAACUUCCAAAAUUUAAGUGCCCAGCAGACAUGACCGUUCCUGCAAGAAACCAGGGUUAUGCUAUUGUCCAUAUAAAUACCGCAAACCUUGAAAUGAGCGACAAUUCUGAAUAUGUAAAAUUAACAUACAGUGGCCUUACUGAAAAUCCUGCAAAACUUAAACUGGGCUUCCACCAAAUUGAAUUCGUUGCCAAAGAUAGAGCUGGAAAUAAAGUUACCUGUAUACAGCGUAUACAUGUUCUACAAGAAACAAUCAGAAUGAAGUUUUGUCCUUCAAAUAUAAACAUUACCAUUGAAUCUGAAUUCCAAGUUCCAGUCACCUGGCCAGAACCAGUGUUUCUAGACAAGGACGAUAAACCUGUUGAAUACUACUGUUCCCAUCCAAACGGGUCAAAGUUUAUCGUUGGUCACUACAAUAAUAUCUGUGCACCUGUAAAAGAUUACGGCCAGAAUGUUAAAUGUAUAUUUUCAAUUACUUUAGGAAGUAGGUAUUUUAUCUAA
Molecule: messenger RNA, 2505 nt
Organism: Octopus bimaculoides (California two-spot octopus)
Lineage: Eukaryota; Metazoa; Mollusca; Cephalopoda; Octopoda; Octopodidae
Product: sushi, von Willebrand factor type A, EGF and pentraxin domain-containing protein 1
Molecular function (GO): calcium ion binding
Source: RefSeq, a predicted model, not a curated record